This is a messenger RNA of Coffea eugenioides, 3488 nucleotides long. RefSeq names its product protein PHOX1-like. The transcript is spliced from 3 exons. Lineage: Eukaryota; Viridiplantae; Streptophyta; Magnoliopsida; Gentianales; Rubiaceae. The record is from RefSeq and is a predicted model, not a curated record. Gene Ontology annotation, molecular function: protein binding. The coding region runs from base 759 to 2969 and encodes 736 amino acids.
AAGAUACCAGGAAAAGAACGACAAGGCAUUAGCGGUCGGCAUUUCUUCAAAUUCCCUUAACCAAUAUCCCAAUUUCCUCACCGGAAACCUCCUGAAACGUAUUUGAUGGUUCUUGAAGAAAGUCAGAAUCUUUAAGUUAAGUGUCCUUCAUCUUAUAUAUUAUUAUUCCUUACUUGUACUUGACUCCUUCAAGGAUAGAGCCACAAUCUGGAUUGUCAAAUAUCUCUUAUUUUGUAGCUGCAAAUAAGGUCUCUUUUCUGUACUACUGUUUUUCCCUCUGAAUUAGGAUAUCUCCUGGUUUGGAGGGAAAUAAACGGGGAUUUCUUGGUAUAAUUUGCGGGCUUUCCAUUUCUUAGGUAUCUGUGUGUUAUUGAAGAGAUAAAAGAGUUUGGUUCUUCGAGUUGUUUGUGUGUGGUUUUGAUUAGUUGCCAGAGUUUUUACGAGAUAUUUUUUUUUUUUUUGUGGGUUUUUGUUGUUGUCCUACAUUCGAGCUUGUUUCUAGUUGGUGAAUCUAUUUGUGCUCAAUUGGAUUGGCUCGCUGCUAGAGUCGAAAGUUUGAAGCUUUAUAAAAUUGUGAUUUUGUUCUUGAAGGUCUGAGUCUAAAGGUGCUAAUUGUUUUUCUCAUAAAAGAAAGAAGGGGAUUCACCCGCUUAGUUUUCCUGGAUUGAAUUGGUUUUAAAUGUUUGGGGUCGAAUUAACAUUUUAAGGUACUUUGUGAACGUGAAUAUUAGUUUAGCUUGAGACGUAUUGUAUAGACAAUGGGGAGGCGAAGUAUGAAGAACAAACAAUCAGGAGGUAAAUCUGGCGGAUCCAACGUGAAGCACAGUAAAGGAAAUGGGAAUAGCCCAAGAGCUUAUGACAAGGACACUGCAGUCUUCAUUUCUAUGUCACAUGACCUGAAGGAUGAAGGAAAUAAGUUGUUUCAAAAGAGGGACCAUGAAGGAGCUAUGUUGAAAUAUGACAAGGCAAUAAAAUUGCUCCCCAGAAAUCAUACAGAUGUAUCCCAUCUGCGGAGUAAUAUGGCUGCGUGUUAUAUGCAGAUGGGCCUGAGCGAGUACCCUAGGGCUAUCCAUGAGUGCAAUUUAGCUCUUGAAGUCACCCCUAAGUACAGUAAGGCACUCUUGAAGAGAGCUAGGUGUUAUGAGGCUCUGAAUAGGUUGGAUUUGGCCUUGAGAGAUGUUAAUUCAGUGCUGAAGAUGGAGCCUAACAAUCUUAUGGCAACUGAGAUUUAUGAAAGGUUGAAAAGAACAAUAGAGCAAAAAGGUUCGACUGCAAAUGACAUUCCUGUAGAUCUGGUCCCAUUUCCUGAAUCUGUUGAACCACCUUUUACUUCAGAUCCAAUAGAGAUUUUGAAAGAGAAAGUCCAAAAGAAGAAAAUCAACAAAAUAGAAGAAAAGAAGGUAGGUGACAAGAAUGAAGGAGCGGAAGGUGCUAUAGAAGUUGAAAAGAAUUCUGAGCCGGAGAUUAAUGCAACAGAGACUGAGAGCAAAUUUGAGGAGGAAGUUGAGGACAAGAUCGAGGAGAAGAAAGCUGAAGAUAAAUUGGUGGUGGAGGAAAGAAGAACUAGCAUCACUGAUAAAGAGCCUAAGCAGACAAUAAAAUUAGUGUUUGGAGAAGAUAUAAGGUGGGCCCAGAUUCCUGCUAAUUGUAGCAUUUUGCAGCUAAGGGAGGCUAUAAGUGACCGGUUCCCAGUAUCGAGAGCUGUUCUUAUGAAAUACAGGGACCAAGAAGGUGAUUUGGUCACAAUCACUAAUACUGAGGAACUAAGGUUGGCUGAAGCAGCUGCUGAUCACGGUUCUUUCAGGUUGUAUGCCGUGGAAGUUAGUCCAGAGCAAGAUCCAUUUUAUGAGAAGGUAAAAAGGAAAGAAGAGAUGCACACACUUGACAUUAAAGAAACCCAAAAGAUGCAAAAUGGAAAUUUGGGAAGAAGUAUGGAGUUUCUAAAUAGACCAUUUUGUAUUGAGGAUUGGAUCAUCCAGUUUGCUUACCUAUUCAAGAACUAUGUUGGAUUUGAUCCUGAUUCUUACUUAGAUCUGCAUGAGCUUGGAAUGAAGCUCUACUCUGAGGCUUUGGAAGAGACAGUCACAAGUGAAGAGGCACAAGACCUGUUCAACAUGGCUGCUGAGAAGUUUCAGGAGAUGGCUGCUUUGGCUUUGUUCAACUGGGGGAAUGUACAUAUGUCAAGGGCCAGGAAGAGAGUUUACCUCACUGAAGAUGCUUCAAGGGAGUCUGUGUUAGAGCAGGUGAAAAAUGCAUAUGGUUGGGCACAAAAGGAAUACUCCGCAGCUGGUAAGAAAUAUGAAGAAGCACUUCUUAUCAAGCCAAAUUUCUAUGAAGGCAUUCUAGCUCUUGGGCAGCAACAGUUUGAGCAGGCAAAACUUUCAUGGUAUUACGCGAUUGGGACAAAUGUUAAUUUGGAAUUGUGGCCUUCUACAGAAGUUCUUCAGCUUUACAACAAUGCUGAGGAAAAUAUGGAAAGGGGUAUGCAGAUGUGGGAGGAAGCAGAAGAACUGCGUUUAUUUAAUCUGCACAACCCAAAUAAAAUCAAAGCCAUGUUGCAGAAAAUGAAGUUGGAUGACAUGUUCACGGACGUGUCAGAAGAUGAAGCUACCGAGCAGGCAACAAAUAUGAGGUCUCAGAUAAAUCUGUUGUGGGGUACCAUGCUUUAUGAAAGAUCAAUAAUGGAAUUCAAGCUAGGGCUUCCUGUUUGGCAAGAAUGUUUGGAGGUUGCUGUAGAAAAGUUUCAACUUGCUGGGGCUUCUCCAACAGAUAUUGCUGUUAUGAUAAAAAAUCACUGUUCCAAUGAUACUGCAUCAGAAGGCUUGGGAUUCAACAUUGAUGAGAUAGUACAGGCAUGGAAUGAGAUGUACGAAGCAAAAAGGUGGCAGAGCGGUAUUCCUUCUUUUCGCCUGGAACCAUUGUUGAGGCGACGAGUUUCUAAGCUUUUUUAUGCCCUUGAGCAUGCAUAAGCUUUUGCUGAUUGCACUCCUUGGGAAGCUGAAAAGACUUUUUAAACUACUCGUCACUGUUAUCACUCUAGUGCUUGCAGACCAUGUUUUUGAUGCUGUAUCAGCUGUUGCUGCCCACAGCUCUUGUAUCCACUUGGAAAAUGCAUCCCAAUAGUAUGACAGCCAUGUUUUUGUAUCUCACAUAGGACGACGAGCUUUUUUGUUUCAUUCUUGGGCAAGAUGUAGUGGCAGAGAUUUCGUUUUUGCUUUGUUUCUGCUCGGCCAUCUUUGCCUCUCCGUUAUAAGUUCAUCAUGACCCUUUACUCCUUUAGAUAGUAGUGUCUCUUUUUUCUUUUUUCUUUUAAAAAAUUUUUUUUCUAUAGAGUGUGAUUUUGCUGGUUUGUCAUUCUUGACCUACAAAAUGUCGGUUGUUGUAAUGCAGUGUGCAUAUCAGUGUGUGGGAAAGAAAAGACAGUUGUACUAAAUUCAUAGGAUGAGUAUAGACAUAUCUUCUUAUAUAUUAUUAUUCGGUUAUUUUAA